AUGAGAUUCAGUAUGGAAGAAGAAACGGGAAGGAUAAAAGAUUGCUGGGAUAACCAGGAAGUUCCUGCAUUGUCUACAUGUAGCAAUGCCAAUAUUUUUUCGAAGAUAAAUGCCAUUUUGGAUGAUUCACUGGACUUCAGUAUCUGCACAACACCCAUAAAUCGAGGAAUUCAUGAUCGAGCACCAGCAGACUUCCAGGACUCUGAAGAAGCAGUUACAAGCAGGAUGCUUUUUCCCACCUCUGCGCAAGAAUCUCCCCGUGGCCUUCCAGAUGCAAAUGGCUUGUGCCUUGGCCUGCAGUCACUCAGUCUGACUGGCUGGGACCGACCCUGGAGCACUCAGGACUCUGAUUCUUCAGCCCAGAGCAGUACACAGUCGGUAUUAAGCAUGCUCCAAAAUCCACUGGGAAAUGUCCUAGGAAAAACCCCCUUGAGCUUCCUGUCUCUGGAUCCCCUUGGGUCUGACUUGGACAAGUUCCCAGCACCCUCAGUUAGAGGAUCUCGCCUGGACACCCGGCCCAUCCUGGACUCCCGUUCUAGCAGCCCCUCUGACUCAGACACGAGUGGCUUCAGCUCUGGAUCAGAUCAUCUCUCAGAUUUGAUUUCAAGCCUUCGCAUUUCCCCUCCUCUGCCCUUCCUUUCUAUGACGGGGAAUGGUCCCAGAGACCCACUAAAGAUGGGAGUUGGGUCCCGAAUGGACCAAGAACAAGCUGCUCUUGCUGCAGUUACUCCCUCUCCAACCAGUGCUUCAAAGAGAUGGCCAGGAGCUUCUGUGUGGCCAUCCUGGGACCUUCUCGAAGCUCCUAAAGACCCUUUCAGCAUAGAAAGAGAAGCUAGACUACACCGGCAGGCUGCAGCUGUGAAUGAAGCUACCUGUACCUGGAGUGGCCAGCUUCCUCCCCGAAACUAUAAGAACCCCAUCUACUCGUGCAAGGUGUUCCUAGGAGGUGUUCCUUGGGAUAUUACGGAAGCUGGAUUGGUUAACACCUUCCGUGUUUUUGGCUCUCUGAGUGUGGAGUGGCCUGGUAAGGAUGGCAAGCACCCCCGGUGUCCUCCCAAAGGUAAUAUGCCUAAAGGGUAUGUGUAUUUGGUGUUUGAACUAGAGAAGUCUGUCCGGGCCUUGCUUCAGGCUUGUUCUCAUGACCCGAUGAGCCCAGAUGGCCUGAGUGAAUAUUAUUUCAAGAUGUCCAGCCGAAGGAUGCGCUGCAAAGAGGUGCAGGUAAUCCCUUGGGUCUUGGCUGACAGCAACUUUGUCUGGAGCCCAUCUCAGAGACUGGAUCCCAGCAGGACGGUGUUUGUUGGUGCCUUGCACGGAAUGCUCAAUGCUGAGGCUCUGGCUGCCAUCUUGAAUGACCUAUUUGGUGGAGUGGUGUAUGCUGGGAUUGACACAGAUAAGCACAAGUACCCCAUUGGGUCUGGUCGCGUGACUUUCAAUAACCAACGUAGUUACCUGAAAGCAGUCAGCGCUGCUUUUGUGGAGAUCAAAACCACCAAGUUUACCAAGAAGGUUCAAAUUGACCCCUAUCUAGAAGAUUCUCUGUGUCUUAUCUGCGGUUCACAGCCUGGCCCUUUCUUCUGUCGUGAUCAGGUGUGCUUCAAGUAUUUUUGCCGAAGCUGCUGGCACUGGCGACACAGCAUGGAAGGCCUGCGCCAUCACAGCCCCCUGAUGAGGAACCAGAAGAACUGA
Messenger RNA from Arvicola amphibius (Eurasian water vole), 1686 nucleotides. RefSeq names its product cytoplasmic polyadenylation element binding protein 1 (gene Cpeb1). Gene Ontology annotation, cellular component: nucleus; synapse; cytoplasm. Gene Ontology annotation, biological process: negative regulation of cytoplasmic translation. NCBI's taxonomy places the organism in Eukaryota, Metazoa, Chordata, Mammalia, Rodentia, Cricetidae. Gene Ontology annotation, molecular function: mRNA regulatory element binding translation repressor activity; ribosome binding; mRNA 3'-UTR binding. The record is from RefSeq and is a predicted model, not a curated record.